GCUGUCAUCCCGAAUGCUGACUGGUUGAGUCAGUGGCAAUGACUGCACGAUCUGGGCAUGACGACCCUGGCACCCUGGUUAUCGAAAUCAAUGGCGGUCCGACGUGCAGUAUUUUUUCCAUCCAGUGUUAAAAGCAACUACAGAAACCAUCCUGUCCGGAUCAGUGGACUGAUACAAGAUUUUGUGGGGUCUGACUUUGAUAUCUUGAAGCUCAAACUUCUCAAUCUACAAUUUCUGUUGACGCAUAUUCUCACGACAUCCCUUUGAGUCGGAUUUCAAGUCGAUUGCGUACCAACUUCUCUGUGUCUUGUGUCACACAACACCUUCGUACUAGCAUUGUCCGGGAGACAUCGGCCAUCAUCAUGACAACCACGCAACUCGACGCUUCCGAAGUCAAUAGCUAUGACUACCUUAUCGUGGGUGGUGGCACAGCGGUAGGCCUCCUCGGGAUAAAUCAUGAGCAUCCAUCAAUCAAAUGAGUUUGAGAGCGGGAAACAAUCAUUGGAAGACAUUAGAAAAGACACUAACAGGGCAUGAUAGGGCUGUGUCAUUGCCUCUCGACUGGCCGAAUACCUCCCACACAAGAAGAUCCUACUGAUAGAAGCUGGGCCUAGCGAUUUCAUGGACAACCGCGUCCUCGACCUCAAGCAAUGGCUCAGCCUUCUCGGAGGAGAACUUGACUACGACUACGGCACCACUGAGCAACCAAUGGGAAACUCACACAUCCGCCACUCCCGCGCCAAAGUCCUAGGCGGAUGCUCCAGUCACAACACGCUGAUAUCCUUCCGCCCGUUCGAGUACGACUGCAAAAUCUGGGAGUCUAUGGGCGCCAAAGGCUGGACUUUCCCCAUGUUCAUGCGUGUGCUCAACAAACUCCGUAACACCGUGCAACCUGUACACUCCCGGCACCGGAACCAGUUGUGUAAAGACUGGGUCGAAUCGUGUAGCACAGCCAUGAACAUCCCCGUGAUCCACGAUUUCAACAAGGAAAUCGCCACGACUGGGUCUCUCAAGCAAGGCGUAGGCUUCUUCUCCGUCUCCUACAACCCGGACGAUGGCCGCCGCUCAUCCGCGAGUGUCGCAUACAUCCACCCUAUUCUCCGGGGCGACGAAUCACGUCCGAACCUCAAAAUCCUCACCAAUGCAUGGGUUUCGCGAAUCAAUGUCUCCAAUGACAAGGUAACGGGGAUCAACCUGACUCUGCAAUCUGGAACGAACCUGACUCUCACCGCACGCACCGAGACAAUCCUCUGCGCCGGCGCCGUCGACACGCCUCGCCUCAUGCUGCUCUCUGGCCUUGGCCCGGCGGCCGAUCUCAAAUCCCUUCACAUCCCAGUGGUCAAGAACCUCCCCGGCGUCGGCGAGAACCUGAUCGACCACCCCGAGACCAUUAUAAUCUGGGAACUUAAUCGGCCCGUUCCACCUAACCAAACGACCAUGGAUUCCGACGCUGGUAUCUUCCUGCGCCGGGAAGCCCCCAAUGCAGCGGGCAAGAAGUCCACGCCCACCAACCCGCACGCCGUUCCCGAUGGUGAUAUAGCAGACGUCAUGAUGCACUGCUACCAGAUCCCGUUCUGCCUGAACACGACAAGACUCGGCUACGACACGCCCAUCGACGCGUUCUGCAUGACACCCAACAUCCCUCGUCCGCGUUCGCGAGGCAAACUCUAUCUGACCUCCGCGGAUCCCAGUGUCAAACCGGCGCUGGACUUUCGCUACUUCACGGACCCCGAAGGGUAUGAUGCAGCGACAUUUGUCUUUGGCUUGAAAGCGGCACGCAAGGUCGCACAGCAAGCGCCAUUCAAGGACUGGAUUAUACGCGAGGUCGCUCCCGGCCCGAAAGUGCAGAGUGACGAGGACUUGAGUGAGUACGCCAGACGUGUGGCGCAUACGGUGUACCACCCGGCUGGAACGACGAAGAUGGGCGAUGUGAAGAGUGACGCGAUGGCGGUUGUCGAUGAGAAGUUGAAAGUCCGCGGGUUGAAGGGUUUGAGGAUCGCGGAUGCUGGUGUGUUCCCGGUCAUGACGACCAUCAAUCCCAUGUUGACGGUGCUGGCUGUUGGCGAGAGAUGUGCAGAGUUGGUGGCGCAAGAGGCUGGCUGGAAAGGAGAUGGGUCGGUCAGGGCGAUGCUGUAAAGAAGAAGAAGCUCCCGGUAUGUUGGAUAUGUUAGGGAAGUACGGUGAGUGGCGCAGAGAUGUCCGGAUAGCAGGGGUGCUGUGACAUUGGCUGGUCGUGCCAGAGACGUACCACAUAUACUAGGACAGCGGACAAUAUGCUCUGGGUCUGAUGCGAGGCUCAGGAUGACGCGAGUCCUUGGAGACUCAAGACGGAUUCAGCAGGAAUUUGGAUAAGAGAUGAGUGACGCUGCAUCUUGUGGACGACUAUCUGGAAAGAGUCGUUGCGACGUGGCAAAUUGGCGAAGCGAUCAAGUAUGCAGAUUGGGAGCGACAAUGGAAAGAUCAAGAUCCGAAGGACCACGGCAAGGAAGUGGACGAGGCACGACAGCUUGAUGUAUGUGUGCCCAAAAAAAAGGACUGCCAGGGAUAGGCAUGGCAUGGCCUCGGCUUCUUGGGGGUCUCUGGAGUUUGGCGGUUGAUUUGUUGGGUGAACAACGCUAGUACUCUACACUGUUAGGAGACGUGUCAUAAGGCAUCUCGAAUUAGUGAACAAGACGCCGCAAUAUGAAUACGUUGGACAUAGACACAAUUCAGGAGAG
Exophiala xenobiotica is the source of this 2717-nucleotide messenger RNA. RefSeq lists its product as hypothetical. The record is from RefSeq and is a predicted model, not a curated record. The transcript is spliced from 2 exons. Bases 622 to 2136 code for a protein of 504 amino acids. Lineage: Eukaryota; Fungi; Ascomycota; Eurotiomycetes; Chaetothyriales; Herpotrichiellaceae. Gene Ontology annotation, molecular function: oxidoreductase activity, acting on CH-OH group of donors; flavin adenine dinucleotide binding.